GCGAGAUUCAUUGAAGUUAGUCACAUCUUGAAAAAAUGGCUUCAAAGAGACCAAAACUAUCGCGCGCUGGCACGAUGCAGCAAACAGCUGAGGUGAGUGAAAAUUUUGAUACAAAUCUACGAAUUCCGAUCCUCUUACAUCGAUCUUAAAAAUUAUUUUAUGUGACAGGUCUGUGUUUAAAGCUGUUGCAAGCUUACUUCGACGCGUGUUUUUUGCGCGUUUGCUUUCAUGACAGACAUGGGCUUUACAUUACCGAGGUAUUUUACUAUCACUGAAAUCAGCGUUCGAGUUAGUCAAGCUCCAGUAUUUUUCUUUGAUGCUGCGAAAAAGCGCCAUUGGAGUGGACGCACUGAUACACGCUAUGACCCACGUAUUUCCCGUACCCUGUGGUCACUGAGAAUCGACUUCUGCGACCGUGUGUGCGGUUCGGCUUUUAUCUAUUUACUUUCCUUAACUCAGGAGGACGGAAGGGGAGGGGUGGUAUCAGCAGAGAUUGAGACUGAGUGGAAGAGAAACUGACGAUUGUGAGCUUAUCACUGCAGCUACUAUGUGCCAGCUUGUAAUAGGCUUCGUUUCGUGUGUGUAUUCGUGUCUUAAAUCUUAGGAGCAGAGGAAAUCGACCCUAUAUUUUCAGAUAUGUUUAGGAUCAGGUUUUUAAGUUCUUUCAGCAAGUGAAUGUGCUACGCUAAGGGUAGUAAAGAAGGGGUCCUUAUCCUGUUUCAUGCACGAAUUUAAGAAAACAUCACGCGUCACGUGCAAUUUAAACAGUAUUUCACGAGUCACGAAUUUAUAAGGAAAACUACAAAUCUCACCUUUCUUUGCCUUUCCUGUUUGUAAAAUUCACGCAUCACGAAUUCAUUACGGGCUUAAUCACUCGUCAUUCAUAAACCCCUGUGUUAACCCUUUGCCACAACCCUUUACACUGUUGCCUCAGCCUGGAUCAUUCUCAUGUCUAAAAUAACUCGCUUGUUUUUCUUUGUCGUUCAAUAGGAGGGCGCCGAGUUCUUGGCAAGACAUGGCAUUGAAAGUCCAUCAGCGAAGUAUAGACUUGGUGCACAAGACAAUGAUGAUAAGAAACAAGAGGAACUGGAUAAUGAUGACAUUGAAACUACUCCUAAACGGCUCAAGAGACAGUCAACGAUGGCUGAGACAGCUAAGGUAAAAGCACAGAGAUGUGCGUCGCUCGCCAGCUUAGUACUGAAGAUAGGGAAAAUAGGGAAAAUAGGAAAAAACCUUCUAUUCCCGUUCAACGGGAAAAUAAAGAAUCCCUAGACGUAUGCCAUUCGCGAAAUUAUCUAGAAUUUCAUUCAAGAUUCUGACUUUUACAUUCUGUUGUGCUCUCUCAAAGGAUUAAUGUUAGUGCGCAUCCAACUGACACUUGCAAGUUUCUUCUUCAUGCUUAGGAAGGAGCAGUAUUUCUUCAAAGAGAAGGAUACUCUGCAGACUCUCCUGAUAGGACCCCGGCCGAUUCAUCAGAAGAAGACCAAGAAACCCCAAAGGUGAAACGUGCUUCAACCAUGGAGGUCACAGCAAAGGUAUUUCCUGAAAAGGCUUCAUGGCAAUUAACCCUUUAAACCCUAAGAGUGACUAGCAUCUAAUUUCUCCAUACAAUAUUAUCCCUGAAUCAAACAUUACGGUCAUGAGAAUGAAGGAAAGGAUUACCAAUAAAAGAAGCUUUUGAUCAGUUAAAAAUAUCUCCUUGUCAGCACCUUAGGAAAUGUAUAAAGAACAGUAUGGAGAAUAUGCAUGAUGACAUUAGGGUGAGAAGGGUUAAAAUCAGAAUGCGUUACGUUACUCCAUACUGAAUUUGCGCGGUAUAAAUAAAUGUUAUUAUUACUAUUAUUAUUAUUAUUAUUAUUAUUAUUAUUACUACGUUGAGAUAAGAAUGUAUGCGUGAAAGUGAGGGAAAUAAAGUUCAACUACAUAUGUUUCGUUAAUAAAUGACAGGAAAUGCACUGUGUUUGAAUAAAAAAAAAACAUGGAUUUGUUACUCAGCCAGUUCGAAGGUUUUUUUUGGUAGUUAGUUGUGGCGUGACACAUUCUCAUUUGGACAUCAGUCACAUCACGAACUAAUAUUACAUUCGCUUAACCUUUUCACUCUCACGAUCUUAUUAUUAAUUUUUCAUACAAUUCUAAUGAUGUUGCUUUGGAGAAUUCGGUAUUGGGAAUAACAUUCCUCUGGUUGAUACUUUAUAUUAAUUCAGUCUCAUUACAUACUUGUCUGCUUGAUAUUGUUUUGAUAUUGUAAGGAGAAAUUCUGUCUUGGUUACUUAUGGGAGUUGAAGAGUUAAUCACACAGUUUGCACACUAGCAAGUGUCACAAGAAACUUUUACCAAAUUGAGUGAAGACAAAAAAAACAAAUGACAAGUUUGUUUGUUUUUCUCUGUGGUUAACAAGGUAACUUGUCUAGAAAAGUUUUUCAGAAAAUUUCGUCUCCUUUAUAGCUGUCCUCUGGAAUGUCACGAAACGAGCUUUUUUUUUUUAGGGGAAAGGGGUGCGUGACAUAUCAUGUAAGGGGAAAGAGGAGAAGGAGAUUAAGGGAAAUUUUAUGCCAACGAUUUUUCAUUAAUAACUGCAUGUAAGUGAGAAGUUUUUUGCCAAAGUAUCUUAAGUACGAUUUUUCAUAAAGAAUUGCUCUUACUAAAGAAAGCUUCCCACCGUCGAUGAGACUUCAACUCGCACCGUUGAAGACGUAAACGCCAUAUUCCCAAGCUUCAGCGUGACUCCACUAUUGACGUCACCGUUAAGGUAACCCCCCUCCCUACUGAAUCAUCUCAUAGAAGGUUCAGGAAGCCACACUUCAAAAGACUAUGUCGCAAAUCUUAACAGCUUUCUUAAAAUUUUAUCCAGGCUUCGUUUGUGUGCUGAAUCAUUGAGCUUUUGCAAAGUGCAAAACUACCUUCAGCUUGAAGGAAAGAUGUAAUAAUGCCAAAGGUAGAAUGUUGAGGUAGCAAUUGAGCCAAGUGACUCAUUUGGUCGGAGCUUAGCCCAGUUUCCUUAGCAUGAAGUGACCAGGGAUAUUGCUAUUCCCUUCUGGAUGGGAUGCUAUUCCGUCCCAGAUCACCCUCCAGCAUUUCGUCAGAUUUCCUUUACAGUUCACUAGUACCCAUCCAUACUCCUGUCUUGCUCAAGGACACAGCACUUUCACAUGACCAAGUCUCAAACUCGAACCUCUCGUCCUGGAGUUCAGCGCAGUUCCUACCUUUUUAUUUAUUUUAAUAAAAAUACUGGGAUCAAUAUUAGUAUCAGGGCAACUGCCCUACCUACCCCUCCCCUAACUCGACAACAGUCAAUUGACAACAAGUUAAGGUUAAUGUUGGGUGAGGGAAGGGGUUGGUGGGCAGUCGCCCAGAUACGCCAAGAUGGAACAAGGAUAGGUUAGAGCCUGAAUCCGUGAGAGAAGAAUUGGUGUUGGCCUAUUUUUUUGUGGGUAUAAUGGGACUGCGGGCUCUGGGACUGGGAAUUACAAAACGCAUCAAUGAGCAUUGAGCAGGACGAUUCAGACAAGUUUUUGGGUGGGGAAGGUCUCUCCCUUCCUAACAGAAGUCUCUUAAAGAUGGACAGGAUCAACACGCAAUACAAAGGACGAAUUGAAAAAAAUAUAUAUAUAUUAACUGCUAUAAUUUUCGAUUUUACAUGAAGUUCUAUCAACUAAUGUAAUCUUGAUUACCAGUAUAUUUUGGCUUUGAUAGUCUUUUGUCCCUCCGAUAUUGUUUUUAGGAGGGCCAGGAGUUCUUGCAACGGACAGGGGAAAUAAACGAAAAUGAACUAGAAGAAGGUUCAGCAGACACACCAUCUCGUCCCAAGCUACAACGAGACUCAACAAUCGAUGUAACAGUGAAGGUAAACCCUAGUUUUUACUGUGAAAAACGUUGUGAUAUUUUCAUGAUGCCUGACUUAUCUAGCUGUGUGUUCGAUCUGCUACCCUGCCAGAGAAAAAGUGAAGAGACUUAGCCGAUAGCAGAUGCCGUAGGAAAUGUUAGUAAUGUUUUGGGGGAGGGGCCGGAAGAGGCUCUGCUAUGAAUUUUUGUCGAGGAUGAUUCGGUGUAUGGUUCAAUCCGGAACUGACAGUCAAUUAAAUUGUGCCUAGGUCUUGGUAGUCUAUGAAGGACUGUUCUCGGUGUCAGUGAGCAAAGUUUCGAUUCGAAUACUUGCAGUAGAGUUAGUAACUUUUGAAACUGUUCUUCCGAAUGUGAUAAUUACUGCCGCUCAAGUUGUCAGCUGUGUGAUCACUUCGUUCGAUCGAUUUCCCCCUGUUUCUUGAAAUCCUGAGUCCCUCUUAAGUCUUAGGUGAUUUUAGAAUAUUUUGCGCUUGUUUUACUUGUCAUCUCUGUCUCUCCUUUUCUUAACUGUAAAAUCUGUCCUUGAAAAGUUUUUAUUUUUGACAAUUAUGACGUGUCAAGUUUUGGAUAAAGAAGCUUUCUUGUAAAAAAAAAAAAAAAAUCAAAGCAACCAUUAAGACUGCGAAUAAAAACUUUUGAAGGCAACGGUGCUACUUUUUAGCACUUUACGCAUAAGCUAAGUCUUAAUCGAGUGAAAAUCUGUUUACUGUUGAACAGGAAGGAGAGGAAUUCUUACGACGAUCCGGGGCCCUGUCAGAGGAAGGAGGUGACGAGAUAUCCAUCGGUAAAGACGAUGAAGAUGACGACGAUACGAGAGCCCAGGAUGAGGAAAAUAAUGAUGAGUGCAUUCCUUCACUUGUGCGUGACACGACCAUGAAAGAGACAGCCAAGGUAAGGAAUAUUGCAAAGCAAUCGAUCGACUUCCAUAAAUAAUAGUACAUGUAUAAAAGACGGCCAGUAUACUUGUUCAGCCAUUUUAAAUAAUUUAACCCAUCCAUAGUCUUAUCCUUAAAAAGCAAUUAAUAUUUAACAACUAUUGGCAGAAGCGAAGGUGGCUAUUGGCAGAUAUUUAUCGAGCCGCAAACCAAACCUGCGAGGUAAAAAUUCACUGCUAAAGCAAUGCACCGACACUGAGAUGAAUAGUUUUUUUAGUAUAUACAAAAACAGUGAAAUGAUACACCACAUAAAGACGAUUUUCACUCAUUUAUUCCGACGUGUGCAAUAGUUUAGGGUGCAAAUCCCGUGCGAGUUGCUUGAGGUGAAUAGCUAAGCAUAUUCGGAGUUUGAGUCAGAGCGCGCCUUCAGUGCUAUUCACUGUUUUGGUAUAUGCUAAAAACACUAGUGCCGCACUUAAACUUCGCCUUCCCUCCUACAAGAGAAUUACUCUUGUUAGUUUUAAAUUGGCUUUGUCUUUUCAAAAACGACUAUCAUACGGUCGCUUCAACGAACAAAUUUCUGAUCCAAUCGAAUCGAGUGAUAACGCGCACAAACAACCAUGCAAAUAAAGGCCAGAAUAUCCAUCGAUGACUCUUGAAACGUGGCUUAGCUCUGUUAUUAUAUUUUAGAUCGGCAAGCAAUUUGUCAGCGAGGAGGGACGCGCUGAAUUACAGUCCCAAACAGCAGUUCUUCGUGAAGCCGAACGAGAGUCUGGGACGACCAAACCUCACCGUGCGCCCCUGAAAAGAGCUGGGACUAUGGACGUCACGAAAGCGGUAAUUUAUUCUUUUUAAAGGCGAACCGCAAGCAUUCUUUAGGAUGAUAACAAACGCAGCGAAGGCUCAAAUUAAAGGAAAAAAAAAAGGCACUCUUCUCAUAACAAUUUAUCGCGCUGGUCUCGCCGUAUUUCAUUUUCUCCCUUUUCAACGAGUUAUCUUUGUAUCUCAAUGAAUGUGAUGAAUACAUUGCAAUAUACAUUAAAAUACACUUGAAAAAGAGCGCAUGGGUGAAUAACUUUCAAGAUAUACUUGUUAACUCUCUCCUCUGGCUGCUACACAUUUCUUUGUUCAUUAGUUAUGAGAAUCUGGUGCCAGAUCAAGAUAACACUGAACUUCUGCCUGAUAAGUUUCAUUAUUCUUUAUACCUGUUUACUGGAUAAUGUAUAGAUAAUACUGGGAGAAGUUAUAGGUUAAUCACUUUUGGGAGUUAAAGGGUUUAAAAGUUUAUUUGAAUUUCUUCCUCUUCAGGAAGGUGAAGAAUUUUUGAAACGCAAGAGGACAUAGGAUGAUCUCACUGUGCCCAAAUACAAAUAGUAAAUAAUUUUCCAAGAUAACACGUAAACAAAACAAGACAUUCAAACAGAAGGCUUUUUUAAUCUUCCAUAAUUGAUUAAACGACUAAAUGAUGUCUCUCCUUCUCUUUGUUGGAAAUAAAAUAACUUGGUGGUCAUGCGUACUGCAUGAUUUGCCUUCCCUUGCCAUUGUGAACAAGUUUUAAGUAUUACUAAAGUCUUCACGAGAAGUGAAACACUGAGCAAUCCAGGUUUGUACUGAAAGUAAGGGUGAAAUCUAAGUGCAUACAUCUUCUCAUUUCACAAAGGAAUAUUUAAAAGACAAGAAAAGACUGCUAAAAUUCAGUUGUUACAAAGAUGUGUGCGAUCUUUUAAACGCCUCUCAAGCAGCAAUGUUUUUAAAUUUCUCACGGGCAAUUUUUUCCAGCCGAGAAAGGAUAUUUUUCUGUGCAGUUGAGUGAAUGGUUAAACAGAUGCACAGAUCAAGGGUCAAACUUCUUCCAUCCUGUUUGACAUUUGCCCCACGUUGAUUACGGAACUUUCGGUGCCAUCACGUUUAUGGUGAGAUUUAUUCGGAUAAAAACCAUUUCAUAGGUGAAAAAACCUUCACAUAAAGAGUCUUGAAUCGCUUAAGUUUCUAUUCUCAUGUUGAUUUAAAAUUCAAAACGAAUAGUCACCAAUUUUAAACGAAUUAUUUGGGUUCUCAAAGGUCUAUUCGUUUCAGACCGUGUCACGAAACAAGAGAAUCUAUGAUAAAUCAAUAAUAAACAUAAUUAAAUCAAAUUUCUUUCCUUAGUUAUCGAAAUCGGUAACGCCAGAAUGCAGCCAGCUCUCCAUAGCAAGUAUACUUGCUAUACACUACAAGACCUCUAUUUGUCCUUGCCAUGUAGCUUAAUAUCAGAUUGUUCCUCACUCGGGUAUAAUUUUGUAAUCGGCGUUUUAUUAAGUAUAGUUGUGGUUAUGUAAAGUAAACAAAGCCUUCGACGCCGAAUAUGUUUUGGUCGAUGCGCUUCACUAGGAGGGAGCAAAGCUAUAAUUGUGUUGUUUUUAGGUAGGAAACUACGUACUCCAUUGCGUUUAACAUUUCUGGAAAACGUUUUGUUAACUUGAAUGUGCAACGAGAUGUAUCUUAGUGUGAUAUCUACAUUUUGUGACUUUUGUGACUUUUUGUGAAUUUUUGUUAGGGUCACUAAGUAACGCGAGUGAAUUAAAAUACUACUGGCCCUACUCAAAUUCAACUUAUUUACGAAUAUUCUACGUUAGAAUU
This is a messenger RNA of Pocillopora meandrina, 7337 nucleotides long. NCBI's taxonomy places the organism in Eukaryota, Metazoa, Cnidaria, Anthozoa, Scleractinia, Pocilloporidae. The record is from the annotation of a GenBank genome assembly.